GAAAAAGCAGCGUAGGGUUUGGUCUCGACAAAGCCAAGAUUACGCUCAUCUUAUAAUCCUUUGUUUAAGUUUACUGUCUCCCGGCCAGCUCAACUCACCUGUUGCUGUUUUUGUCCUCAUCGUCAUUUUCUCCGACGAACAUGAUCGAAUUUAUUGUUUUCCAUCUGUAAUUCAUCAAUUGGGUAUUCUUAUUUUGUGGAAUUGGAGGCUAGUGGGUCUUCUUCUAUCCACUUUAUUAGCGGGGAUUCUGUGAUUUUGCUAGAGUUGCUUUGGUUCUGCCAGAUCGCGGCAUUCACUAUGUGCAUGCUUAUUGCUGUUGGUUUUAGCUCGUUUCCCUUUAGGUGCACAGAGUUUCAUUCCCAUGUGGAUGAUUGUUCGUAGCAGGUUUUGGUGUAGCUACUAGAUCAUUUCAUUUGAUGUGAAUUUGGGGAAGAGCAUUCUUAGGUUUGUGAUGGAGGAUAUAGGACUCUUCAACCAAGGAUGGAAAUGGCUGCAAUCUCAGAAACAUGGCUGUUUGAGAGUGAAAAGGGCGUUAGUAUGUAGCAGAGACAGGAUGGGGGUCCUUAUGGAGCGGCAUUGGCCGAUGGUGUGCAAUGGGUGUGUGAAAGUUGGCAGGUUCUCAUGCUUCUUGUUGAUUUAUUGGAAAGACUGUGUUGUGAGAGGUUUCCAGUCUACUUUAAAAUUGGAUUCUGCUUCAUUAUUUGUUAUAAUGUGGAGUUUCUUCCUUAGUUUGACUUCCAUGUCAUGCCUGGUUUAUGUGCUUCUCAGUAUGGGUGCUGCUGGAGCUGCAGUUCAGUACGUAGGUUACACUCCUGGGCUGGCUAUCAUUGGGUUGUUUGGUAUAUUGAUAUUGUGGAUGUAUGCUAAGUUUUGGAUAACAGGAACAUUAUUUAUGGUUGGAGGUUAUUUGUUCUCCUUAAAUCAUGCACGGUUGGUAGUCUUUUCAGCAACAGCAUAUUCUAUUUAUUUUGUCAAAGUUCAUGUUGGCUGGCUGGGUGUUUUCCUCUCAAUAAACCUUGCAUUUUUUUCAAAUGAUGUGUUAAAUUAUUUGCUCCAAUGGUGUGACAAUGUGAGUGAAAGUACACCAUAUGAAGAGCAAAUGGAAGCCAAGAAUGUUAUGGAAGAUGAGUUUUCCACAGAAUGUGAAUGCUCCGUUCACAUUGAUGAGCCUGAAAAAGUGCAGUCAUGUAAAUCAUCUAGCAAAUCUGCUACCACUUCAUCUGUUGUUAAGCAAAAGGACAUUUCUGCUAACAAGGUGGUCCAAGAAGAGGGAAGUUCAGCCGAUGAGAUGAAAAAAAUAUUAAAUAGUAUGGAUCAUUAUGAAGCACUAGGCUUUCCUCGCCACAAAAAAAUUGAGGCUGCUAUAUUGAAAAGGGAAUACCGAAAAAAGGCCAUGCUUGUCCAUCCUGAUAAAAAUAUGGGAAGUCCUUUGGCAAGUGAAUCAUUUAAGAAACUUCAAUGUGCUUAUGAGGUUCUUUCUGAUUCUAUGAAGAAGAGGGAAUAUGAUGAGCAGUUGAGAAAGGAAGAAUCAAGGACUAGAAGUGUUUGUCAAAAGUCCAACGGUGAUUCUUGGCAGCAUUGUCCAGAUCAUUGUUCUGAAGAGUCAAGGCGUAUACAGUGCACAAAGUGUGGCCAUUCACAUAUAUGGGUGUGCACCAAUAGGAACAAAGCCAAGGCCAGGUGGUGUCAGUAUUGCUGUCAAUAUCACCAAGCCAAGGAUGGUGAUGGAUGGGUUGAAUACAAAGGUUCCUUGGUGUUUGAUAGGCCCCAAAAGGUGGAGAUACCACGUGCUUUUGUUUGUGCUGAGAGCAAGAUCUUUGAUGUGUCAGAAUGGGCUAUUUGUCAGGUUGGUGGUUUAUAUAUCAUAUGUCUGUAAUCCUUUCUGUGGUGUCUAACACAAAUCUGACCAUCUACAAUACCACAUAUCUUCUGCCAGCUGGAUUACCGAUCUCAAUCUAAACCCUUUUGCCUCUCAAGUAGAGUGUGCAAGAACUGAUAUGUUAAAAAAGUGCGCAAAAUGUUCUGCACCCUAAUAUUGCUGAUAUUUUUGUCU
This is a messenger RNA of Rubroshorea leprosula, 2053 nucleotides long. Lineage: Eukaryota; Viridiplantae; Streptophyta; Magnoliopsida; Malvales; Dipterocarpaceae. The record is from the annotation of a GenBank genome assembly.